GACCGUUCAAACCAUGUUUUGAGACGACCCUCCGUGAUGCACAAAAAACUGUGACGUAUUUCACAUUUGGAGUCUGGAUGAAUACACAUUUUUUAAUUUCAAUCUGAAGUAAACACUUUUUAACCAGUUGCCAAGCGAGUAGAAAUUAUUUGAAGAAGAAAAGAUAAUGGAAUGUAAAGAAGGAAAGAGACCAAAAAGACCAACAAUUCAAUACUACAGUAUACCUGCUUCAAGAUCUGAACGUACUGUUGCGUUGAAAGAGUGUGAUGAUGACAACAACAACAUGGGUGACCUUGUUGUUAGGGUCAAUAGAAAUCUCUUUCAGGAUACAAAUAAUAAUUGUAUAAACAGAAAUAUCAGAAAAAAACAAGAUAUUCAGGAAAACCAUGUACAAAAAAGACAACAUAACAGUGACAAGAGGGUGGAAAAAGAUUUAGAUCAUGAUUCUAUAAAUGUUUGCAACAUCAGCUCUGAUGAAUCACCGACAAAAGCAUCCACACCACACAGACAGAUUAGUGUUGAUUUAAGUUCACUAAAGAAUGUAGUGCAUAGACAUAUUAAUGUAGAAAUCUUAAGUCACAGAUUACAAAGACAGAUCCGAGUGAACAAGUUUUUAACAGGUCACAAACCAUCAGAAGUCAGAGUUCUUUUUAAAGCUUACAGAAAUCAAGAAUGUUCCAGAGGGGAAUACUUGAGCAUUUUAAAGAUUGUUAUGAAAGAUGUAAUGACGGGUAGAGACAUAUUACUCAGUGCAGAGUUCUGUAGUAUUUUGUUGAAGAAAGAUGUAUGUAAAGACCAGGGUGAGAGACUUUGUAUCCAGACCCUUCUGAUUGGUUUAGAAGACUUGGUUAGAGACUAUACCAAUCCUUGUGUCAGUGAAGAAAUAUGGAAGAAGUUUAUGUCUUUCCUUGUAGAACUUUUUUUCCUUAUAGAGGAAGAAAUCAGUAUUUGUUCUCUGUACUUGCUACCAUUGAUUUCACAUGCUUUAAAUAUUACAAGUGUGUUUGUCAAGAACUUUUAGAUUUUAUGAUUUUAUUGUUUAUUGUCUAUCUCAUUGGAGAUUGAAGUUACAGGUUUUAUUUUAGUCCAUCAUUGUUUUUAUAUUUUAUGUUUAAAUCAUGAUUUUGUAAAUAAUGAAAGUUAUUUUAAAAAAGAUUGUGUGUUUCCAGUUUCCUGACCAACCCUAGUUUAAACCCCAUUUAAAAAAAAAUAAUUCAACAAUCAAUUUUGAGGAAUGUGAAUUUAGAUACAGAGACUUUGUCAUCUUAAUUUCCAUCCAAAGUAUCCAUUUUGGCUUAAAUUCAACAAAUUCUUAACAGGAUGCAACAAAAUUAACUAAAAACUUUAAAUCACAGAUCUGUUUUUUUUUUUCAACCAAACACAUGGAAAAUGGUGAACCUUUGGUAGGGACUUGCAUUUAUAUUGAAAUCUGACUUGUUGAAGACACAAUUUCUUCCUGAAUUUUGGAAAUCUAAAAAAAAAGUUAAAAAAUUAAAAAUAAAGUUGUCAACCUACCAUCUCUAUUUGUCAACCUACCACCUCUAUUUUUCUAAGGGGAUGUAACUGGAACCACACAUAGAGUUUCAUUUGGCCUAACAAUAGUUAUCUAAGUAUAUAUGACUAUUAAAGCAUAGUGCUGUAAAAUUUGGUAUAUAUUGACAAUUUUUGAAAAUGAUAUUAAUGAUUAUAGAAGAUUUUUAAAACUGAGAACAAUUUAAAUUUUUUAAUUUAUCAUAUCAUAUCAUAUCAUAUUAAGCACGAGAUUCCUUUUCCGACAUCUUUGAUGCUACAGAAUAUUUCUUUUGCAAGUUGACAAAGUAUAUUAUAUGUGCAAAAAGUAAAACAUUUGAUUUUUUUUAAUAAAGUCUAUUCACCAUGAAAAUGCAUUGUUCAAACAAUCAUGGACAAUACAUUAGACAAAUCAAUUAUAUAUAUUUCUUGUGUGUGAAAAUUUUGAAAUUAUCUAGGGUGUUUGAAAUAUGUAUUUGUCUCAUCUAUGGUGAAAGUUGAAGACGUCCAAGUGAUGUUUAUAGCAUUUAAAGCAUCAAGAAGUGUUAAAUUUGUGAUCAGGUUAUAUCUAUAUCUUAUUUUUAUGCCCCACCUGCCAUGACAGAGGGGCAUUCUGUUUUCUAGUCUAUGCCUCCGUUCAUUUGUUCGUUCCUCCGUGUAUCCGUUCGUCCCGCUUCAGGUUAAAGUGUUUGGUCAAGGUAGUUUUUGAUGAAGUUGAAGUCCAAUCAACUUGAAACUUAGUACACAUGUUCCUAUUAUAUGAUCUUUCUAAUUUUAAUGCCAAAUUAAAGUAUUGACCCCAAUUUCACCGUCCACUGAACAUGUAAAAUGAAAGUGUGAGUGGGGCAUCUGUGUACUAUGGACACAUUCUUGUUUAUUUUCUAAAUUGAGGAGACAUUUAUACAAUUUUAAGUAAUCAGAAUAAAACCUUUAGAGCAAAUUGCCACUGAUGGUGACAUGAAAGAAUAAACAUUAAAUUAAAAUCUGUCUAAUUUAUCAUUUAUAUCAUGUAUAUUUGUGACAAUCAAUGAAUCAAGUUUUUUAUUCAGUCUGGAUUUUUUACUGUAAAAUUGUUUUUAUAAAAAAAAGUCAACUGAUAUUGACACAAAGUUUAACUUUUAACUUUUUUUCAAUAACAUACAAACAGUUGAAAGUUUGUCCUUAUGACUGCAAAUUAAGCUAAAAUUAGCCAACACAUAAAACAUUUAUAUAAUAUACCCUGCAUCCUACUUAAUUCUGUUGUUAUUUAGCAUCACAAAUUUAUGUAAGUUUAAACAUGUUUUCACAAGUAGCAUAUUCUAUUUAAAUUUUUGAUUUUGUCAUGUUCUUGAUGCUGAUUGGUUGAAUGGGUUGUGUGAUACUUGAAGUUAGCUGCUUAAUUGAAGCAGUUUUAAUUUUUAGAAAUUUUGUUUUUUAGACAGAUUUAAUAAAUCAUGUGUUAACUGACCAGAGGGGGAUUUAUGAUUUAACUUGGUAGAAUGUUUUGUGUAUAUAUUGUUGUAAGUACACUUAAUACCAGUGCUGUUGUUUUUGUUAAAUUUAAAUAAAAUAAACAUUUUAUGUAAAAGGUU
Mytilus trossulus (common blue mussel) is the source of this 3080-nucleotide messenger RNA. RefSeq lists its product as uncharacterized. Bases 167 to 1021 code for a protein of 284 amino acids. The record is from RefSeq and is a predicted model, not a curated record. Lineage: Eukaryota; Metazoa; Mollusca; Bivalvia; Mytilida; Mytilidae. The transcript has 6 exons.